AUGUCAACUACUGGUAGUUUAGAAAUGACAAUGAAAGAUAGCAGUACAGUUAUACAGGAUCAUAAUAAUGAAGAUGAUAUUUGCCCCAAACCUUCUAGACGUAGUCAACUUGGACUUGAUUGGUUCAAUUUUUUUCUCUCGGAUGUUCUUAAUGGUGUCGAUUCAUUUUUAAGUGCUUAUCUUACAGGAAAAGGUUGGGGACCACAAAGAAUUGGCUUUGCACUCAGUGCUUCUAGUUUUACUACUAUGAUAUCUCAAAUACCAAUGGGUGCAUUAGUAGAUAGUAUACAUAACAAACAACUUCUAAUUGCUAUUGGAGUUAUUAUUGUUCCAAUAACUGCUAUGAUUUUUGCUCUAUGGCCUAUGUUUUGGCUUGUUGUUAUCGGUCAAGUGAUACUAGGGAUUGUCGAACCCUUAUUCUGUCCUGCUAUUUCAGCUAUUUCACUUGGUCUAGUUGGACAAUUAAAUCUUGGAACACGUAUUGGUCGUAAUCAAGCAUUUGGUGCAGCAGGCAAUGUUAUAUCAGCUAUAGUUAUGGGACUUCUUGGUUAUUAUAUUUCUACUCAAUCUAUCUUUUUCUUUGUUGCCGGUGUAUCGAUUCCAACGUUAAUAGCAUUAUUCUGUAUUCGUCAACAUGAAAUUAAUUAUGAACGUAGUCGUGCUGCAGGACAAUCAGAAACCGGCGUGACUAUCGUUAGUUUUCGAAUACUUUUACUACAAAUUAUUCGUGAUCGACGUCUUUUAAUAUUUUUCAGUUGUGUUAUCUUAUUUCAUUUUGGUAAUGCAUCUAUGCUUCCAACUAUGGUUCAAUUACUUGCUCGUGAUCGUUCACCAGGUGCAUCAUCAGCUUUUAUGUCAGCAUGUGUUGUUGUUACUCAACUUAUUAGUGCAUCAUUAGCUGCAUGGGUUGGUCGUUAUGCAGAUAUUUGGGGUCGUAAACCAUUGUUACUUAUUGGCUGGGCAGCAGUACCUUUACGUGGAUUAGUAUGUCUACUAACACAUAAUCCUAUACUUCUCAUUGCAGCUGAAAUUUUUGACGGUAUCGCAGCGGCUAUCUACGCUGUAGUUAUUGUAUUAGUAGUUGCUGAUUUAGCUCAUGGGACAGGUCGAUUCAAUCUUCUACUUGGUGUACUCAGUGUAUCAUCUGGAAUUGGUUAUACAUUGAGUAAUUCAGUGACCGGAACUAUUGUAGAACAUUAUGGUUUUAACUAUGGAUUCAUGACUCUAUCUAUUUUUGGUACAGCUGGAUUUAUUUUGUUACGCAUUGCUAUGCCAGAAACAUUAAUAUCGAAGCAUGUUGUUUAA
Adineta steineri is the source of this 1305-nucleotide messenger RNA. NCBI's taxonomy places the organism in Eukaryota, Metazoa, Rotifera, Eurotatoria, Adinetida, Adinetidae. The record is from the annotation of a GenBank genome assembly.